AUGGCAACUCGCAAGACGUCUACGAGAGGCAGGAAGCCUAAAGCGGGGUUUCGUUCACAGACUGGAGCCCUUAGCAAGGAGGAUGGGGCAUGGGCGUCAGCUGAGUCUACGGAGACGGAGUUGGAGGAGGAACUUCCUCCCGUUCGACCCAAGUCCACAUCACCGCAAGUCACAAAACCUGUUUCUUCUCCUGAAGCAAAGACUUCAUCUACUGGAGGUGGGAUGUAUGCAUUAAUGAGGGACUUUCUUGACUCACAAGCAGAGCGGGAGCAGCGUUACCUAACAGAGCUACAGAGUUUUAAAGAGUCAAUUCUGCAAGCGGUCCGGCCAGCUGAGGGGUCGAGUGAGUCAGAGAGUCCACGAUUGAGGUUGCCAACGCCAACAGCACAACGACCCCCAUCUUUCCAGAGAGAUCGAGACUCGCCUACUGACCUGAGAUAUGGCAGCCAGCCAAUAAUGCGAACAGAGCCGAAGUUACCAGUCUUCCAGCAAGGGGAGGACAUAGAGAACUUCCUGCGUUUGUUCGAACGACUAGCCAAAACCUGGAGGUGGCCAAAGGAGGAGUGGAGUUUCCAAUUGGUGCCACUGUUGACUGGGCAGGCACUUGAGGUGUACUUAGCCAUGGACGAGGACCAAGCUGAGGUAUAUGAGGACCUGAGGGAGGCGUUGUUAGCAAAGUUCAACAUCUCACCUGAAACCUACCGUCAGCGGUUCCGGGCUAUGUCUACUCCAGCAGGAGAGUCGCCUACUGAAAGUUAUCAUCGGCUGCGAACCCUUUACCGGCGUUGGGUGAAACCUGACAGUCAUUCCAAAGAGGAAAUUGGUGAGACGAUUGUCUUGGAGCAGUUACUCCGGGUCCUACCACAUGAGGUGCGGAUGUGGGUAAAGGAACACGAGCCAACAACAGGACUUGAGGCUGCAAAACUGGCACAGCAAUAUAUUAAUGCUCACCGAGGCAUUCAGCGUUCUCAACCACUUAAAGGUACUGUUAAAAACUUUGUUGGUAAUCGCACUGAACCUAAACAGAACUAUGAACAUGUUCCAGCACAGAACACUGACACUGGGAAGGGGUUGGUGUGCUUUCACUGCCAGCAGCCAGGGCACAAAGCUCUUGUGUGUCCUGUGCGUAAAGCUAAAUUGACUGGAUUUUGUUAUGUUCCAAGGGAAGGGGACAGUGACAAUAUUACAGCUCACAAAGUGCAGUAUGUGAAAGCUUCUGUGAAUGGACAUAAUGUAAAUGCCAUGUUGGACACUGGUAGCUCAAUGUCAUUGAUAAAGCGGAGUCAUGUCACACAUGUGCCUUAUUCAACUAUGGUGAAUGUACAAUGCGUUCACGGGGAUGUAAAAUCGUAUCCACAAAUUGAAGUGAAUGUGGGGGUACAAGACCAAUUGUAUUUACUAAAUGUUGCAGUUGUCGAUGACCUACCUGCUGAUAUGAUUUUGGGAAGAGAUUUACCAGUGUUAAGUGAACUGUUAAACAUGAACUGUGAUACAAAAUUGCCUAUAAAUGUCGCACUGUCAUGUCCGGUGGUAACACGGGCCCAAACAAAAACAGGUCUGCAGCCAUUGCCUGACUUCCAUGAUAGUCUGUUGCAAGGCGGGACCAAAGGCCCCAAAAAAACACACCGUCAAAAGCGGCUGGAAAAAGGGCUUGGUACUCCAGCCCCAUAA
Molecule: messenger RNA, 1671 nt
Organism: Danio rerio (zebrafish)
Lineage: Eukaryota; Metazoa; Chordata; Actinopteri; Cypriniformes; Danionidae
Source: RefSeq, a predicted model, not a curated record